This is a messenger RNA of Mesorhabditis spiculigera, 990 nucleotides long. Lineage: Eukaryota; Metazoa; Nematoda; Chromadorea; Rhabditida; Rhabditidae. The record is from the annotation of a GenBank genome assembly.
AUGGAAGACGGCGAUGAAACGUCCUCGUUUACCGGUUUGGUGCUGUACGGGGCGUUGCUCGCUGCUUUCUUGGUGGUUUUGAGGCAUUACUUCAAAGGAAAGCAGUUCACCGAGAAGGCGUCAGCGAAGGAGAAAGUGGCCGUUGUUACGGGCGCUAACACUGGAAUUGGACUAGAGAUAGCGAGGGAAUUGAAUCUACGCAAAGCAAAGGUGUACAUGCUUUGCCGGGAUGAGAAGAGAGCUUUGGAAGGUCGAUUAAAAUUGGUGAACAUGGGAUGCGAUCCGACUCGCUUGAUCGUCGAGCUUUGCGACCUGGCCAACUUUUCCAGUAUCCGAAAUUGCGUGGAUCGAUUGUUGAAGAAGGAGUCUGGGAUCGACAUUCUUGUCAACAAUGCGGGCAUCAUGUUCUACCCCAAAUAUGAGAAGACGGUGGACGGACACGAGAUGCACUGGCAAUGUAACCACCUAGGUCCAUUCCUACUUACUGAACUGCUGCUCCCAACGCUGAAGAAGGCUUCGGAAGCCCGCAUUGUCAACUUGUCAUCGAUGCUCCACCUUCGUUCUGAUCGCAUCGACAUCUCGACGAUUGAUGAUAAGAAGCAAUUCGGCUUUGUGGCUCCCUACAACCGCAGCAAAUUAGCUAACGUUAUGCAUGCCAGGGAACUGGCGCGCCGGUUGCGGAAGGAAGGCACUCACAACGUGAUCAUCAAUAGUUGCCAUCCGGGCGCCGUCGAUACCGAACUUGGACGCAACUUUUUCCUCUCGAAGCCGCCUUUUAAGCAAAUCUCGCGCCCCUUCAUGUGGUUCUUCACGAAAACGGCUCGUGACGGUGCUCAAACGCCGCUCUACCUUUCCCUCUCCAAGAAAAUUGAAGGCGUUAGCGGGAAAUACUUCAGUGACUGCUCCAUCAAGUCUGAAAACCCACUGGCACUGGACGACAAUGCCUGCGAGGAUUUGUACAACUACAGCCUAGAAACUUGCCAAAUCCGU